AUGUCGCGUACUGCCAAGUUCACCCUUAUGGGAUCCCUCUUUACGACCACUCUCAUCGUGUGGGGCGUGCACUACAUGCAACAGUCUGAGCGCGAUACAAUGUACCAAGGUGUUCUGAGGGAUGACGAGAGGCGGAAACAGAAGAUGAAACAGCGCGAAGAAGACCUCCAGCAGUCCCUCGAGAAGCGAGAGCUUUACGAACGCGUUCAAAGCGUAUCAAACCCUGCUCCAGGCCCCACGAGCUCGAGAUGA
This is a messenger RNA of Epithele typhae, 252 nucleotides long. RefSeq lists its product as uncharacterized. Bases 1 to 252 code for a protein of 83 amino acids. Gene Ontology annotation, cellular component: mitochondrion. Lineage: Eukaryota; Fungi; Basidiomycota; Agaricomycetes; Polyporales; Epitheliaceae. Gene Ontology annotation, biological process: mitochondrial respiratory chain complex IV assembly. The transcript has 2 exons. The record is from RefSeq and is a predicted model, not a curated record.